GUGUGUCACGUGACUCACCAGUGUUCUUUCUCGUUACUCGGUCUGCCUUGGGCGCAUUUCUCGUGCAAUCAAAAUUUGGAAAAGGCCGCUCAGCUCUCAGCAAACUAUCAAAUCUUACGCAACACUCUAGGCCUAAGUCGUAUCGACAUCACACUUCAGUCAGCAAAUCAAGAGAACGGAGAGGGUUGUCGUUCGUGGGUCGACUGCGCGCUGCAGAGAGGGGGCAAACGUUAUUGGUCUCCCUCCAGACUCCAGGAGCGGGGAGAGAGCACAGUACAGCUGCACGAGAAGAUCACGUCGCCUGGGAGUUCCGACUGAGUGACUCGCUCUUACCUGCCGCAUAUAGAACACCAUGGCGAAAGAAGUGGUACGUUGUCAAUUUUUUCGUGUGCACUAAUCCGUAUCAUCUAACUCUCUCUCUCUCUCUCUCUCUCUCUCUCUCUCUGAGAUGUCGUCGUAGUGACGGAUUUUAAAUUAUAUUUUCAAUCUCUGCCUUUCGGCUUUCAUAUUUGCUCCACUUUAUAAAAAUACCACAAUGCGGGUGUUCGUGUUGUGCCCCUGAAACUGUUGUGUUAGUGAAAGUGAUAAGCCUUAUUCUUGUGUUGUAAACUUGUGCUGGUUGCACAGAAUCCGAGAACAGUGGAGAUAAAAGUGUUUCAAAUUCUCCGUAUCCCAAAGCGGUUUUUCACAUGUUGUGGACUUCUUAUUUUUAUAUGAUCUCAGUAUUCGGACAGCUUUACCUUUGACUACAUUCCAUUCAUUCAUACCCAAAGACUUACAACCAGGUGAGACAUGUGCCUGCACUACUGACACUUGUUGUAUCCAUUUGUCGUUCGGAGUCAUCGUAUGCUAAACGACCCCCGUCUCAAAGAAAGCUAAGGUAGACGGCUUUGAGGUGCUUGUCUCUUGUUGAUAAAUGAAACACGCUUCUUGGACUUAUUCCAACGCGUUCCUUUACACUUUGUAGUUUUCUGUCCUAUCUUACAAACGGGAAGAGGAUUCUGUAGUUUGUCCCUUUCAACGACCGGGUUUCAUCUCAAUUUCUCAAUGGGGUCAACCUGCGCCAAACAGUCUGUUUCUGUGACCCUACCAUCUCCCGUGGGCCAGACUCAGAGCGCGGAGAAAGAUACAGGAAGAGUUCCCCCAGUCGGCCAGUCGCCCUCGCUGGCCACAAAACACACCGAUGAGUCCAAACCCACGGGUCACUUGAACGAGGCCGAGCCUAAAGUAGCGGUAACGGGUGAGGAUGGCAGAACUCACGAGGGAGUUCGGAAUACUGCUGAGAAACCGCCUGUCUUCCACGGAAAUGGCGACCAGGAAGGGAACAAGGAUAUUGAGACUGGGGAGAAGAAAUCGCAGUUAAUUAAUGAAGGGUCAUCUCAGAGUACCGCUGUGAGUGGGGCUAGUUCGAACCCUGACAAGAAUGGAAAGGGAGAUGUUCAGACUGGAGAAGAUAUUACUUCCAGCUCCGGUGAAGUUUCUCUCAGUGACUCUGUACCUGAUGGGAACGCCGAAGACUCUGCGAGUCGUUUUACAGACCAUCAAAAUGUGCCUGAAACUCUGUCGUCUGUGAGAGAGCUGGAGAAUGGAUGCGACUCUGGUUUAGAGGACGAGGACGACAACGGUGUCGGGGAUGAGGAGGGAGAAAGCCGACCGGCUCCUGCCGUAAGUUGGGCGGCGUUGUACUUGUCGUAGAGUAAGAGAGACUUGAUGUCUGCUUUGCUUGAGGUUGCGGUGCUCGUUUGUCGUAUUUACAGCGCGUCUUUCGUCGGGCGACCGCAGGAUGCUGCCGUAGAUCGGGAUGUGAAAGUCCCGUGCUUGUACCCCUGUCAUGUAUCCAGACCCGCGUUUGCCAACCUGGGUAGACUUAGCCACCAGUGGGCGAGUGGUCAUUUGUUUUGUUUUAGUAAGUUUUUACGGCGCUUGCAACUGCAUAAGGUCAUAUGAGCGCCAAAUUAGUGAUCUAGAUGGACGAUGGGGAUCACCACGGGUAGUGAAAGCCGUUAUUUAAUGCCUCGUUUGGAAUUGCGUAGCUCAGCGGUACGAACGUUUUAGCCUCUUAAAGGUGACGAAAGUGGGUGCUGGUUGUAAAAAGGUUGACAAGCCCUGGUAU
This is a messenger RNA of Aplysia californica (California sea hare), 2113 nucleotides long. RefSeq lists its product as uncharacterized. The record is from RefSeq and is a predicted model, not a curated record. The coding region runs from base 1048 to 1695 and encodes 215 amino acids. The transcript is spliced from 2 exons. Lineage: Eukaryota; Metazoa; Mollusca; Gastropoda; Aplysiida; Aplysiidae.